AUUAGAUUGAAGAGUGCACCUGGGGCAUCUUUAGUCAGUGCUUUAGAGGCCACGAAGCAAUUUCUAGGAUAGACGAACGACGCUCGCGACGACGCGCUGCGACGCACACGACAAAAAAAUACACAAUACGACACCACGCGCCAUUUUGCCAUUUUCUGUGUGUGCAGUGAAGUGAAGUGCUACUAAAAUCUUCAAAAUUCAACCCUUCUAAGAAGGCCGAUUUCAUGUGUUCUAUAUCGAAGUAAAAGAGCAAUAGCAUGGGAGUGGCAGAGGAUUUCGCUCCCAGCUUCACGCAAAAGCCUCAAUUGAGGCAGGAGGACGAUGGAAACAAACUCAUUUUCGAAUGCCAGUUACUGGCUGCUCCGAAACCGGAAAUCGAAUGGUUUCGAAGCGAUAUACCACUUUCAGAAGACAGUAGAACUAAUUUUAAAAUUCAAUCCAUAGGCACCAACAAAUUUUUAGUAGUACUCGAAUUAGAUGAUGUUAUUGAAACCGACGCUGGCCUUUACAAGGUCAAAGCGAAAAAUACCAUGGGGGAAAUAGCAGCCUCCAUCAAUCUCAACUUCAGCCCCAUGGACGAACCAAAAGAAAAACAAAUAGACGGCCUAGCACCCACUUUUGCGAAGAAACCAGCUAUUCGCCAAGAAGAUGAUGGCAAAAAAUUAUUAUUCGAAUGUAGGAUACAGGCCGAUCCCCGUCCAACCGUCAGUUGGUCCCACAAUGGCAACGCUGUUAGCGAAGGUCCACGUCACAAGUUGAGGAUAGAUAAAGAUGGCCAUUCAUAUUUUGCGACCCUUGAAAUAAUCGAUGUCACGGUAGAGGAUGCUGGCAAAUACAAGGUGACCGCAAAAAAUGACUUGGGAGAAAGUAACGCCACAAUCAGCCUUAACUUUGACAGCGAUGAGGCACCUGUGCCGGAAAAGGAGGGCAUCAGGCCGACCUUCACGGAGAGACCACUCAUCAGACAGACGGAAGACGGGUCCACCAUCACCUUCCUGUGCCGCUGCGUCGGUGAACCUAAACCAGAAAUACAAUGGUUCCACGGAAAGGAAGAGAUCAAACAGAAUAGUCGGUAUUCGAUGUCUAUGGAGGUGGAUGAGAAGAUCUACUACAUGGCACAACUGCAAAUUGCCAACGUCAAAAGGAAUGAUCGUGGAGAGUACCGCGCCGUUGCGAAAAAUCGAUUUGGUCAAGGCGUCGCUACCAUCAACUUGAAUUUCGAGGGUAUAGAAAAACCCAAAAUACCCGACGGAAAGGCUCCGAGGUUUCCCAAAAAGCCAACCAUCAGACAAGAAGGCGAUGUCCUCAUCAUGGAGUGUCUUCUUGAGGCACACCCCGACCCUGACAUAACGUGGUUUCAGAGCGAGAAAAGCAUCGCCGACAGCACGCGAGUACGCAUGCUCCGAAAGACCACGUGUAAAGACACGUAUCUUCUCACUUUAGAAAUCGCAAAUCCCACUCGCGAAGAUGGCGGACAUUAUAGAUGUAACGCUUUCAAUGAAUUUGGUGAAAGCAAUGCAAAUAUUGCAUUGAAUUUCCAAGGUGGAGAUAGCGCUGAUGGCUUUGCGCCUUCUUUCCUUGAGAAACCCAAAAUCAUACCUAAUGAGAGUGGCACUCUUAUUACUAUGAAAUGUAAAUGCAAAGCUAAACCUAAACCUGACGUCACGUGGUUCCGCGGAACCACAGCCGUCAAGGAAUCUUCCAAAAUUAAAAUCCAGAUCGUUGAUCUCGAAGAAGACAAAUUCGAACUGUCCUUAGAAAUCAAGGAUCCAUCGGCAGCUGAUGGGGGUACUUACAGAUGCCAUGUGAAGAACGAAUACGGAGAAAGUAAUGCAAAUCUGAACCUAAAUAUCGAAGCAGAACCAGAACCAGAAGGAGAAGGACCAACGUUCGUCGAAAAACCCAGGAUAACCUCUCACGAUGGAGGCAAACUCGUUGUCAUGGAGUGUAAAGUUCGUGCUAAUCCUAAACCUACUAUAGUUUGGUACAGAGAAAGCAAAGAAGUCACAGAAUCAUCCAAAAUUAAGAUCAGUAUUAAACAAACAGAAGAAGAUAUAUAUUACGUCAAAUUGGAACUCAAUGAUCCGGGGAUUGAUGACUCUGGCUUGUACAAAUGCAAUAUAAGGAACACACUUGGUGAACUCAACGCCAACCUCACCUUAAACAUCGAGAUUAUUCCUGUUAUCAAAGAAAAACCCAAAGUUAUUAAAAUCAUUAAGAAGAAAACUGUUAUUGUUGAAUGUAAAGUUCUCAGCAAGUUUGCACCUGAUUGUACAUGGUUUAAGGAAAGCGAUGCCGUUAAAGAAGAUUCAAGACAUACUGUUCACGUUGACCAAGUUAAAGACGGCGAAUUUACUGUUAAACUCGAAAUUAAUGAAGUUGAGAAAAAAGACAAAGGUAUGUACAAAUUGGUUGCUAAAAACGAAAAGGGUGAGGCAACUUCACAAGUCGUUGAAGUCACUGAGUUACCUCCAGAGGAGAAACCCAAAGGAGACAAGCCGAAACUGACCAAACUAACCAAUAUCGUUACUGACGAAGGAAAAUCAGUUGAUUUUAUAACUUCUCUCAAAAUCGAAGACAAAACAGUCAAAAUCACAUGGUACAAGAACACCACUGUGAUAACCGAAUCUUCAGAAAUCAAAAUCUCUUUUGAUGGCACUGUGACGCGACUUAGCAUUAGUAAAUGUAAAGUAUCACAUUCCGCUACAUACAAGUGCGUUGCCAAAAACGAAUUUGGCGAAGACGAAAUAAGCGCUACACUUAAAGUAAACGAAGCUAAAGAGGAAGAUGAAGAAGAAGAAGAAUCCGAAGAGGAGGUUAUCGAAGAAAAGAAAGAGGAAAAGAAAGAAGAAAAGAAAGAAGAAAAACAGGAAAAGAAAGUUGAAGAGAAAAAAGAAGAAAAAAAGGUAGAAAAGAAAGAAGAGAAGGUUGAAAAGAAAGUAGAAAAGAAAGAGGAAAAGAAAACAGAAGAAAAGAAAGCAGUUAAAAAGAUAGAAAAGAAAGAGGAAAGAAAAGAAGAGGAGAAAAUGAUAAUUAAGAAGGACGAAGAAAAGAAAAAAGACGAAAAGAUUGUGGCCAAAAAGGAAGAGGAAAAGAAAGAUGUUGAGAAGAAAAUAAGGCGUACAUCGGUUCAACAGAACGAAGAAGUAAGAACCGAAUCACGCAGAAGCUCAAUUAUACAAACCGAAGAAAAAGUUAUUAAAGAUGGAAAAGUUAGUAGGAAAUCUUCCAUUUCAAAAGUCAAUGAGGAGAGUAAGACUGAGUCCAGGCGCACAUCAUUAGUAGAUGACAAGAAAAAGAUAACCAAAGAUACCAAAAAAUUGGAAACCACAAAAGAAGUGAAAACCCCUGACACACCACUCAAUCACAUUGAAGAUAGUUUCCAAAAGGCUACGGACACUAAAAAGGUACCAGAAUCCAAACCUGAGGACAAACCCAAGACCGAAGCCACCACCAAAACACGAGUAGAGGAGAAAACAAAAACUGAGAUUAAAAAAGAGGUCGAAAAGAAAGUGGAAAAACCAAAAGAGCCAGAACCAGAGGAGCCUAAACCGAAAAGUGACAAAUUAGCGCCAAUUAAAACUGCUACUAGAAAAUCCCUUACACCUGAACCCGAGAAGUCCAAACUUCAGGAGAAAAAGGUAUCUCCAACAAAAACCCUUACACGGAAAUCCCUAACUCCUGAACCUGAGAAACCACAAGACAAAACUAAACCAACAGAUGAAUCUUCAAGUCCUGCCUCAAUUCCUCGAAAAUCUCUUACACCAGAAUCAGUACCUAAACCAAAAGAUGAAACAUUAGUUUCACGUAAAUCUGUAUCAGAAACAACUCCAAGCAAACUCCUAACCCCAGAUUCUGGAAAACCCCAACCUAAAGAAGACAAAUUACCUUCUCCCCUCACAUCUCCUCGUACUUCAAUAACUUCAGACCCCAAAAAAUCCGAAGAAAAGCCACAACUAAAGGAGGACAAAUUGCCCUCUAUACUCAAAUCCCCCCGUACAUCAAUAAAAGAAGACAAAUUACCUUCCUCACUUAAGUCCCCUCGUACAUCAAUAACUUCAGAGCCCAAAAAAUCUGAAGACAAACCACAACUUAAGGAGGAGAAAUUGGCACCAACACAAACAACUCCGCGCCAUUCCUUGACCCCAGAUCCUAACACAACUGAAAACAAGCUUACACCUACACAGAACAGAUUAGGCACACCCUUGAUCACAGAACCAGAAAAGCCUACAGACAGGCCAUCGCUUUUCGAGAAAGUCGAAAAGCCUAAGGAAGAAAAUAAACCCCUAACACCCCAACCUUUCGCUAAGAGAGAGCCUCAAAAAUCAGAAUUAACUGUUCUGAAUCUUGAAGAAAGACGUGCGUCUCUGAAGAAGUCAGAAGAAAAGCUGGGAGUAGCCGAAGUUAAAAAGCUGGAAAAACCUAAAAGGGUAAUACCCCCUAAAGAAGAAGCUCAAAAGGGUUCGUUCUUGAACAUUCAAUUGAAACCAGUUCAAUCGGAGGGUAAAAAAGCUGAAAAGGCGAAUAAACUUGAAGUUGACUUGAAGAAAGGAGCAGUUGAAGAGAAAAAGACAACAGUCAAAAAAUCUUCUGCCAAAAAAGAAGAUUAUGAUAUUAAUGCUUGGGAAAAUAUCCCUGAUUACGACAGACCAGUGUUAGAGAAAUUCGAAAAACAUGAUGCUCCAGAAUAUGCUGGUAGAGAAAAGAGUAAAUUCUCUAAGGAAAGACCAUCUAUCUCAGUCGAAGGAAAAGAAAAAGCUCCUUCUCAGUCAGCUAUAUCUGAACAACCUAGACCUAGCCUUCCUCAAAUUAAGACUCCAGAUGCACCCAAAAUCGAAGUGAGUAGGGAAAAAACUCCCGAACCCAGAAAGAAAUCUCUCGAGCCUGGCUCAGGUCCAGGAAGUCGUAGAGGAUCUCUUAUUCCUCCAGAAGCCAUGGGCAGACGUGCCAGUCUUAUCAUCUCCGAUGAGGAACGUAGGAAACUUCGUCCAGGAGAGGUUUUAGAAGACAAAAAGGGAGGAAAAUUACGUCCUGGGGAAGUGCUAGAUCCAAAGCGUCGUCGUCCGAGCUCCGACGUACGUCGACCAAGUUUAGCUGAAUUGGAGGAUCUCGUGAACAAACCCUCGACUCCUUUGAAACCUUCCGGUCCAAAGGGAGCAGCACCUCAAAUUGUCGAUGUCCAAGAAAAUUACUCCUCAGUUGAAGAUCAAACUGCUUACAUUACUAUCCAAGUUGAGGGUGAUCCACCACCGACAUUCAAAUUCUAUAAGGGUAUGACUCAACUUAUUGAGGGUGGUAGAUUCAGAUUUGUAACCGAUGGUGAAACAAACUUGAUCACACUCUGCAUUAGAAAGGUAAAGCCCAAUGAUGAGGGUACCUAUAAAGUUGUCAUAGCCAACGUCCAUGGUGAAGACUCCGCUGAAAUGACCCUCUUCGUAGCUGGUGCUGGAGGUGUUGAUUUCCGUUCUAUGCUCAUGAAGAGAAAGUACGCCAAAUGGGAUAAGGAUAAGGAAGACCCCAACUGGGGAGACUUAAAAGAGGUUGAAAAACCAGUGCCAGCAUUAAAAAAAGUCGAAAAGAAACAAGAAAGUUUCCUUAAACCAUUGGUAGAUCAGUUCGCUAAAGAAGGAAAAGAUAAGAAAGUUGUGUUCGACGCUGGUUUCUCAAAAACCAACUGUAAACCAAAAUGGCUGUUCAGGAAAGACGAACUUUUCCCAGGAUCUAAAUACAAAUUUAAGAAUGAAGGUGACGUGUACCAGCUGAUCAUCAGCAAUCCUAAAGUAGAGGAUACUGGAAAAUACACAAUUGAAAUCGGAGGAGUCAGCUCUACCGGUUUCCUGACAGUAGAUGAACCAGAUCCAUGUUACACCUUUACCAAAGCACUGAAGAAAAAAUAUGAUGGAUACACCAAACAUGAAGUUGAACUGGCUUGUACUGUAAGCAGUAGUUUGGCCAUUGUUGGUUGGUAUAAAGGAGAGACAAAGUUGGAAGAUAAUGAUAAAUUUAGUAUCUCUAAAGAUAUUAACGGAGUCUGUAGACUGACUAUUAAAGAUGCGACAUUUGAUGAUGCUGGUGAUUACACCUGCAAACUAGAAAAACAAACCGAAAAGACACAAACUAAAGUUAAUAUUGUAGACUACCCAUAUAAAUUCGUGAAAGUACUUAAGCAUCAACAACUUAUAGAAAAAGAAAAUGUUACAUUAGUAUGUGAGCUCAACGAUGCUGGUGGUGAUGUACAGUGGUUUAAGAACGGAGAAGAAAUCAAACCAGAUAAACGAGUAGUUAUCAGUAAAGAUGGUCGCAAACGCAAACUGGUAAUUAAAGACGCCAAAGUUACUGAUGCUGGUAUGUACUCUUGUACUACCAAUGCAGACAAAACCGAAGCUGAGCUUAUUGUGAACUACUUGAACCGCUUUAACAAAAAACUGAAAGACACUGUUGCUGUUGAACGAGAAAAACUAGUUUUGGACAUUGAACUACAAGAUCAAACAGCCCCGUGCGAGUGGUUGUUCAAUGGCGAACCAAUCAAGCCCUCUGAGAGAGUCGAGAUCAAAAACUUGGGAGGUGGCAAGCACCAACUCAUAUUUAAUGGUUUAGAUAUGGCAGAUGACGGUGAAAUUAAGUGUGUAUCAGGAAAACUUGAAUCUUCCAUGAUGCUUUCCGUCAAAAAAGGUGAAAGCAAGCCUGAAAUUGACUUCCCAUCAGACUUCGCUGCACCAAUUAGCAAACCUAUUGUCCUUGAAGUACCAUACAAAAUUAGUGGAACCAGACAGACACCUUUGGAAGCUAAACUUAUCAAAGACGGAAAGGUACUACCUCUAAAAGACGUAGAGACAAUAAUUUCAGACGACAAAGUCAUAUUCAAAAUUAAAAAACCAUCCAGAGACCAAUCUGGUCCAUACCAGAUCAAAUUAUCGAACGGGCAAGGUGAGGAUGUUAAAGAUGUCAAGAUCACCAUGCAGGACGUUCCUGCUCCACCAGAAGACGUUAAUGUAACAGAUAUAUUCCAAGACAACUGUAAAAUAUCCUGGAAACCACCCAAAGAUAAUGGUGGAGCACCUCUUCUCCAUUAUGUUGUUGAACGACAAGAUCUCAGUCUCAAAGCUGGUUGGGAAAAUGUUGGUGAAGUAAAAGCCAAUGAACCAACUACAUUCAAAGUUGAAAAACUAAUUCCCAAGAAAGAAUAUAAAUUCAGAAUCAGAGCUGUUAACCAGCUAGGUCCUAGCGAACCUGCUCUAUUCGGUAAACCAGUAUUAGCUAAAGAUCCUUGGGAUGAAGCCAGCAAGCCUAAAGAUGUAGAAGUAGUUGACUGGGAUGUUGACCACGCAGACAUUACUUGGAAGACACCUGACAGCGAUGGUGGAGCUCCUAUUACUGGCUACGUUAUUGAAUUUAAAGAAAAAUUCGCCAAAGAUUGGAAAACCGGUGUUGAAGUACCAGGUGACCAACUGAAAGGAACUGUUCCUAAACUCAAGGAAAACAGUCAGUACGAAUUUAGAGUAAGGGCUAUUAAUAAGGCUGGACCAGGAGAACCUAGUGAUCCCACCAAACCUAUCAUAGCUAAGUGUAGAUUCGUAAAACCAUUUAUUAUUGGUAAUGACUUAAACAGUAUUAUUAUCAAGAAGGGACAAGUUGUAAAGUACGAUAUUAAGUACGGGGGUGAACCAGAACCCGAGGUGCAAUGGUUCCUCGAUAAAAAAGAAAUCAAACCCGACUUGGAAGAAAGAGUUACUAUCGACAAAUAUGACAGAAACACUAUUAUUACAGUACGCAGAUGUACAAGAGCUGACAGUGGAAAAUAUCGUUUGGUACUUACCAACAGCUCUGGUACUUGUGAAGGGGUGGCGGAAGUUAUUGUUUUAGAUAAACCUACACCACCCAAAGCUAUGAAAGUCGAGGAAAUCCGUGCAGAUCACGUUAAAGUUGCAUGGCAAAAACCAGAAGAUAUGGGUGGUACUGACCUAACUGGUUAUAUAUUAGAAAAAAUGGAUAUGGACACAGGAAGAUGGAUUCCUGCAGGUGAAGUUGGUCCUGAUGAAUCAAACUUUACGUUUAAGAACCUGACACCUAAGAAGAAAUACAAAUUUAGAGUUCGAGCUAAAAAUAAAGAAGGAGAAUCUGAACCUUUGGAAACCGAUGACUUUAUUCUAGCCAAGAAUCCUUACGAUGAGCCCGGAGCACCUGGACAACCAGAAAUCUUUGACUAUGACAACAAGAGUGCCAGCCUUAAAUGGGCUAAACCAGAUAGCGAUGGUGGGCGCCCUAUCACCCAUUACACAGUCGAAAUGAAAGAUAAGUUUGCAGCUGAUUGGACUGAGGUAGCCAAGACGCCUGACGCUACUCCUGAAGUGGUCGUACCUGGUUUAAAAGAAAAUAUGGUAUAUCAAUUCCGUGUGAAAGCACACAAUAAAUCAGGACCUAGUGUACCUUCCGCACCAACAGCUAACCACCUCUGCAAACACAAAAACUUAAAACCAAGAAUUGAUCGUGAAACAUUUAGAGCUGUCACUAUAAAAGCUGGCCGUACUCAUAAGUGGGCAGUUGACUUUAUGGGAGAGCCUCCACCAUCUGUCAAAUGGGUAUGGAGAGAUGACAUUCCAUUAUCAAAUAGUGAACGUAUCAAGAUAGAAAACUCCGACUACCAUACGGACUUCACACUCCUCAACGCUGUUCGUAAAGACUCAGGAAAAUACACGCUUACUAUUGAAAACGUUAACGGAAAGGAUACUGAAACAGUUGAACUGACUGUAUUGGGCAAACCAGCAGCCCCUGAAGGACCUUUAGUUGUAUCUGAUGUGACUGCAGAAAAAGCUAAAGUUAGCUGGAAGAAACCAGAAGAUGAUGGAGGUACUCCAAUCAAAGAAUACGAAAUUGAAAAGAUGGAUAUGGCUACAGGCAAAUGGGUACGUGUUGGUCGUUUGCCUGCUGACAGAAUGUCACCUGACGGUAAAGGAGAAUUCGAAGUCACUGGGCUCGUACCCGGAUCUGAGUACAAAUUCAGGGUGACAGCUGUCAAUGCUGAAGGUGAUUCCGAACCUUUGGUUUCUGAAAGACCAGUUGUAGCCAAGAAUCCAUUCGACGCGGCUGGAAAACCAGGUACUCCAGAAAUAAUCGAUUAUGACAACAAAGGAGUUAACCUCAGAUGGACACCUCCUAAAGAUGACGGUGGUGCUCCAAUUGAAAAAUACAUCAUUGAAAAGAAAGAUAAAUAUAAACCCGACUGGGAAAAAGCUACUGAAGUACCUGCAGAUCAACUAGAAGCUCGCGUCGAAGACCUCAAAGAGCGUGGGGAGUACCAAUUCCGUGUAAUACCAGUCAACAAGGCUGGUCGUGGUACACCAUCAGAUGCAAGUCAAAUGCAAAUUAUCAAACAUAGAGCACUUAAGCCUAGGAUCGAUAGAACAAAUCUCAAACCUAUCAUGGUCCGUGCUGGAAAACCAAUCAAGUACGAUGUUGAUGUUAAAGGUGAACCUGCCCCAACCUGCACUUGGUUCCAUGUUGACAAAGAAGUAAAAUCAGAGGGAAAUAUAGAAAUAAUAAAUGUCGACUACAAUACUAAGAUCAACAUUACUAAUUCUAUCAGAAAGAACACCGGUGUUUAUAAAAUUAAAGCUGUGAAUGAACAUGGCUUUGAUGAAGCUGAAGUUGAAGUGACAGUACUGUCAUCUCCUUCCAAACCAAAAGGUCCUCUUAAAGUUACAGAUGUCACCAAAGGUGGAUGUAAACUUAAAUGGGAAAAACCAGAGGAUGAUGGAGGUAAACCCAUCACCGGCUAUCAAGUUGAGAAAUACGACAAAGCAACUGGCAGAUGGGUUCCAGUUGGAAGAACUGGACCAAAUGAUACUGAAAUGGAUGUUAAGGGUUUACAAGAAGGACAUGAAUAUGACUUCCGUGUUAAAGCUAUCAACGAUGAAGGGGAAUCAGAACCACUUGAAUCAGAUGGUUCGAUAAUUGCCAAAAAUCCUUACGAUAUUCCUGGUAAACCAGGAACUCCUGAAAUUACUGACUGGGAUGCUGAUCGCGUUGAUUUGAAAUGGACUGCUCCAAAAAGCAGUGGAGGAGCACCUAUCACUGGCUAUGUCAUUGAGAAAAAAGAGAAGUUCUCAACAUCUUGGGACGAAAUCCUUUCUACAGACUCUCCUUCUUGUGAAGCCCGAGUACCCGGACUUAAAGAAGGAAACACAUAUCAGUUCCGGGUACGAGCUGUUAACAAGGCUGGUCCAGGAGAACCUAGCGAUGCAACUAAUCCACACAUUGCUAAAGCUAGACAUUUACGUCCACUCAUCAAUCGUGAAAAACUACACACUGUUAAAGUUCGUGCUGGACAACUUGUCAAAUUUGACGUAGACGUCAAAGGUGAGCCUCCACCGGUUUGCACGUGGAGUUUCGCUCACAAACCACUUGAAAAUGGUGGUAAUGUCAAGAUCGAAAACGAAGAUUAUAAUACAAAACUUCAAUUAAGUGAGACAAGAAGGAAAGAUACUGGAACUUACACUCUAAAAGCAGAAAAUGAUUCUGGUUUUGAUGAAGCCACUGUAGAGGUUAUUAUCUUGGACAAACCAGGAAAACCUGAAGGACCUCUUGAUGUUUCCGAUGUUCAUAAAGAAGGCUGCAAACUUAAAUGGGACAAACCCAAAGACGACGGUGGUUUGCCAAUAACUGGUUACGUCAUUGAAAAACAAGAUGUUCAAACUGGACGUUGGGUACCAGCAGGAUUUGUAGAUGCGGACAAGACAGACCAUGAAAUAACUGGUCUUGAACCCAACAAAAAGUACAACUUUAGAGUCAAAGCUGUUAACGAGGAAGGUGAAUCCGAACCCCUCGAAUCAGACGCAUCUAUACAUGCUAAGAACCCAUAUGACAUCCCCGCACCACCCGGUUUACCAGAAAUUGUUGACUGGGAUGAAAGAUCUGUCAAACUUAAGUGGGACAAACCAGUCAGAGAUGGUGGAUCUCCAAUUACUGGUUAUGUUAUUGAAGCCAUGGAUAAAUUCGGAGGACAGUUUGUUAAAGUAGCAGAAGUUGGGCCUCAAUGUAACGGAACCGUACCAAAACUUGAAGAAGGUAACCAAUAUAAGUUCCGUGUAAGAGCUGUCAAUAAAGCAGGUCCUUCUGAACCAUCUGAACAAACCAACUGGCAUACCGCUAAGGCCAGGUUCCUUAAACCUCUUAUUGACCGAACCAACCUUAAACCAACGACUAUUAAAGCUGGUCUAUCUAUCAGUUUAGACAUCAACAUUCAAGGUGAACCUCCACCGAAGGUCACCUGGUUAUUCAAUGGCCAAGAAAUUCAAUCAACUGAAGAAAUUCGAAUUGAUAAUGUGGAUUACAAUACUAAAUUCUUUGUCCUUAAAUCUAAACGUCUUCAUUCUGGCAAAUAUACAAUUAUUGCUAAGAACGAAGUGGGUGAAGAUCAAGCUGAAAUUGAUAUUUCGGUUCUUGGUAAACCUAAGGCACCAAAGGGUCCACUUGAGGUUAGUGAUGUGACCAAACAUGGAUGUAAACUCAAAUGGAAAAAGCCAGAAGAUGACGGUGGUUCUCCCAUUGAUCAUUACGAAAUCGAAAAACUGGAUCCACUUACUGGACAAUGGAUACCUUGUGGUAGAAGCAACGAACCUGAAGCUAAUAUUACUGGUCUCCAAGAAGGUAAACCUUAUAAAUUUAGAGUUAAAGCUGUAAACAAAGAAGGAGAAUCUGAACCAUUAGAAACUGAGAAAACUAUCAUUGCUAAAAAUCCAUUUGAUGAACCUGGCAAACCUGGCCGCCCAGAACUCAAAGAUUGGGACAAGGACUUUGUAGAACUUGCAUGGAGGCCUCCAGUAAGUGACGGAGGAGCACCAAUUCAAAAAUAUAUUAUUCAAAUGCACGAUAAAGCUGGUCGUGGCUGGGUAGAUGCAGCAACUGUUCCUGGAGAUAGAACUACUGGCAGAGUCGAAGCCGUAGAAGAGGGACACGAAUAUGAAUUCCGUAUUGUUGCUGUAAACAAAGCAGGUCCUAGCGAACCUAGCGAUCCAUCUAAACCAGUUGUAGCCAAGCCAAGAUUCCUGGCACCAAAGAUCGACCGUAAGAACCUGAAUAAAAAAGUACUACGUACAGGACAAUUAUUGCGAUUGGAAGCAGAUGUUAAAGGUGAACCUGCUCCAGUUGUUGUAUGGACUUUGAAAGAGCAGACUCUAAGAAACAACGAUAGAAUUAAGAUUGAUAAUGAAGAUUACCACACUUGCUUCAUAAUGAAGAACGUUCAAAGAAGCGAUACUGCUACCUAUACUGUUACUGCUAGAAACGACUCUGGAGUAGACACUGUAGAAGUAGAACUCCAAGUUAUUGCUAAACCUACCAAACCUAAAGGCCCUCUGAAGGUAUCAGAUGUUACCGCAGAAGGUUGUAAACUUAAAUGGGAACCUCCUGAAGAUGAUGGAGGUGAACCUAUUACCGGAUACGUAGUUGAACGUAUGGACGUCGAAAGCGGACGAUGGGUGCCAGUAACUACCACAAAAACACCAGAAGCAGAUGUUACUGGCCUUAAUGAAGGAAAAGAUUAUCAGUUCAGAGUAAAAGCUGUGAAUUCUGAAGGAGAAUCAGAACCUUUAGUAACUGAUGUUCCAACCACAGCUAAGAAUCCAUACACCGAACCUGAUGCUCCUGGCAAACCGGAAAUAAAAGACUGGAGUAAGAAACAUGCUGACCUUAAAUGGACUCCACCUAAAAAUGAUGGUGGUGCACCAGUUGAGAAAUACAUCAUCGAAAAGAAAGAUCCUGUUACCGGAAAGUGGCAGAAAGCCGUUGAAGUUCCUGGUAAUAAAACAGAAGCUAAGGUUCCUGAUUUACAAGAAGGACAAAAAUAUCAAUUCAGAGUCAAAGCUGUUAACAAGGGAGGCGACAGCAAACCAUCUCCUCCAUCAGAAACAAUUACUGCUAAAGACAGAUUCGUUCCACCCAAGAUUGAUCGCACAAACCUUAAAGAUUUUACCGUUCGUGCUGGUCAGCAUAUCAGGUUAGAUGUCAAAGUUAGUGGUGAACCACCACCGACCAAGACUUGGUUCCUCAACAAAGCUCGUAUUGAGAACAGAGAUGAUAUUACUGUGGAUCUCGAAGAUUACAGAACCAAAUUGGUAAUAGGUGUAUUAAAGAGAGAACAUACUGGUACCCUAACUCUAAAAGCUGAAAAUGAUUCUGGAAGAGAUGAAGCCAGUAUCGAAAUUAAAGUUUUGGAUAAACCUUCUAAACCUGAGGGUCCACUUAAAAUCAGUGAUGUACACAAAGAAGGCUGUACUCUUAAAUGGAAUCCUCCUCAAGAUGACGGUGGUGUUCCUAUUGAAUAUUAUCAAGUUGAAAAACUUGAUACAGCUACCGGACGAUGGGUACCGGCAGGUAGAACCAAAGAUCCUAAAAUUGAACUUAAUAACUUAGAACCUGGCCAAGAAUAUAAAUUUAGAGUUUCAGCUGUUAACGCAGAAGGUGAAUCGGAACCUUUAGAAGCAGAGCAAACGAUAGUAGCUAAGAAUCCAUUUGACGAACCGGGAGCGCCUGGCCAACCUGAAGUCACAGAUUGGGACAAAGACCGUGUUGAUCUAAGAUGGACUCCACCUGCGAAUGAUGGUGGAUCUCCAAUCACUGGAUAUAUUAUUGAAAAACGGGAGAAAGGAUCACCAAAAUGGACCAAAGCUGGAGAAACUGGUCCAUUCGAAACAAAGGGUACUGCCGAUAAUCUCGAUGAAGGAGUUGAGUACGAGUUUAGAGUGAGAGCUGUUAAUGCCGCAGGUCCUGGCGAGCCAAGUCAAGCAUCCAAGUCUGUCAUUACGAAGCCCAGACGAUUGGCUCCAAAGAUUGAUCGCCGAAACCUGAACAACCUAACAGUAAAGGAAGGUGAACCAAUCUACAUUGAUGUCAAGAUCAGUGGAGAACCAGCGCCCGAUGUUUCAUGGUACCAAGACGACAGAACUCUAAUCCAAACCUCCCAUAAACGCAUUGAUAAUAUCCCAUACAACUCCAAGUUCUUCAACGAUAAACCCGAACGCAAGGACACUGGAGUGUAUAAGAUUGUUGCUACAAACAAGUUUGGACAAGAUCAGGCAGAAAUCGAAAUUACAGUUGUUUCGAAGCCAGGCCAACCCGAAGGUCCUCUGGAAGUAUCAGAUAUUCACAAGGACGGCUGUACAUUAAAAUGGAAGAAACCCAAAGAUGACGGUGGAGAACCAAUUGAAAACUACGUUGUUGAAAAGUUCGAUCCGGAAACUGGAAUAUGGCUGCCAGUUGGAAAAACUACUGGCGCUGUACCAGAAAUGAAAGUCGAUGGUCUUACUCCUGGACAUGAAUAUAAAUUUAGAGUCAAAGCAGUUAAUAAAGAGGGUGAAUCUGAACCUCUUGAGACUCUUGGAACCAUUGUAGCUAAAGAUCCCUACACUACUGCUGGAAGACCUGGUACACCAGAACCAGAAGAUUGGUCUGCUAAUCAUGUAGAUCUUAAGUGGACUGAACCAAUAUCAGAUGGAGGUUCCCCUAUUACCGGCUAUAUCAUUGAAAUUAAAGACAAAUACAGUCCUAUUUGGGAAAAAGCUUUGGAGACCACUACUCCCAAGCCAUCGGCCACAAUCCCAGGUUUAAUUGAAGGAAAUGAAUAUCAGUUCAGAGUAGUAGCAGUAAAUGAAGCUGGAUUGAGUCCUCCAUCCGACGCUAGCAAAACAUUUGUUGCUAAGCCAAGAUUCUUGGCACCUAAAAUUGACAGACGUUAUCUACACGACGUCACAAUUUCCGCUGGAUCACCUCUUAAAUUUGAAGCUAACAUCAUCGGUGAACCCCCACCGUCUGUAGAAUGGCGCUUUAACGGUGGAACUCUUAAAAAUGACAACCGUACUACAAUUGACAAUGUUGAUUACAAUACUAAGAUAGCAAUUCGCCCUGUAAACAGAGACGACACUGGCGAAUACAAAGUUACAGCUUCAAACAGCUCAGGAAAAGAUACACAUGUUAUUAAUGUAACUGUUACUGAUAAACCUACACCACCUCAAGGACCACUUCAAGUAUCCGAUGUUAACAAAAAUGGAUGCAAACUUAAGUGGAAGAGACCUAAAGAUGAUGGUGGUACUCCCAUUGAAUAUUAUCAAGUUGACAAAAUGGAUCCAGAAACUGGAUGCUGGGUCCCAUGUGGAAGAUCUACAGACCCUAACUUCGAAGUAACUGGACUCACUCCCGGUCAUGAAUACAAAUUCAGAGUAGCUGCUGUCAAUGCUGAGGGAGAAUCUAAACCACUCGAAGCUGAACAGACAAUAGUUGCUAAAAAUCCAUUUGAUGAACCGGGAGCACCUGGUCACCUUAAAGCAACAGAUUGGGAUAAAGAUCAUGUGGAUUUGGCUUGGACUCCACCUAAAGAUGAUGGAGGUUCCCCAGUAACUGGUUACAUCAUUGAAAAGAAAGAUAAAUUUGGAGACUGGGAGAAGGCACUGGAAGUUCCUGGUGACCAACUUAAGGCUACUGUGCCAGAUCUUAUUGAAGGUCAACCUUACCAAUUCCGUGUGAGGGCUGUGAAUGCCGCUGGUCCUGGUGAUGCUAGUAAUGAAACACCAACUAUUAUUGCUAAACCACGCAAUUUGGCACCAAAGAUUGACAGAACUAACCUCAUUGAUGUUAAAAUCCGUGCUGGACAAAGCUUUGGCUUUGAUGUUAAGGUGUCUGGUGAGCCAAUGCCUACCACUAAAUGGCUGAUUAAAAAUAAAGAACUCAAGAGUGGUGAUGGAAUGAAAGUACAACAUGGAGAGUACAAUACCAAAAUUAAUGUUAAAAAUGCAACACGUGCCGAAUCCGGAACUUAUACUAUUACAGCAGAAAACGCUAAUGGAAAAGAUAUUGCUGAAGUUGAAGUAAUCGUAUUAGAUGUCCCAAGUCCACCAGGUGGGCCUCUUAAAGUAUCUGAUGUCCACGCUAAUGGAGCUAAACUUAGCUGGAGGCCACCAGCUGACGAUGGUGGACAACCCGUCGAAAGAUAUAUCGUCGAGAAGAUGGACGAAGCUACAGGUCGCUGGGUACAAGCCGGUGAAACUGACGGCCCUGAAACAUCUUUAGCCGUAGAUGGUUUAGUUCCUGGACACAAAUAUAAGUUCAGGGUAAGAGCAGUCAACAGACAAGGUAAAUCAGAACCUCUUCAAACUACCCAAGCUGUUGAAGCUAAAAAUCCAUUUGACCAACCUGGAAAAACAUCUGCUCCAGAGAUUAUCGAUUACGAUACAGAUUUCGUUGAGCUUAAAUGGGAUAAACCAGAAAAUGAUGGUGGUUCACCAAUUACAGGAUAUGUUAUUGAAAAACGUGACAAAUAUAAUCCCAACUGGGAGAAAUGUGCUGAAGUUGAAGGGGAUGUUCCUAAAGGAAAAGUUAAAGACCUCAUUGAAGGCACGCCUUAUGAGUUCAGAAUCAGGGCGAUCAACAAAGCAGGUCCAGGAGAACCAAGUGACGCAUCUAAAAUCCAUGUUGCUAGACCCAAAAAUCUUGCUCCAAAGAUCGACAGAAACUUCUUCGCGGACCUUAAGAUUAAAGUGGGUUCCUCAAUUGAGUACAAUGUACCAGUUAUCGGAGAACCUCCUCCGUCUAAAGAAUGGAAGCAUAAAGAGGACGUUCUUUUCAACAACGAUCGUGUCAAAAUCGUUAGUGAAAACUACAAAACUAGUCUUAAAAUUACAGAUGCUAAAAGAUCUGAUAGUGGACCAUAUACCCUUACUGUUAAAAACGCUAACGGCAGAGAUGAAGCAACAGUUAAAGUCACAGUACUUGACGUUCCCACUCCUCCGGAAGGUCCUCUUAGACCUGAUAAUGUUACUAAGAGCUCAAUGACACUUCACUGGAAACCACCCAAAGAUAACGGUGGUACAGAAAUCACACAUUACACUGUAGAAAAACUUGAUACCGAAAAUAUGAGAUGGGUACCAUGUGGAGAAGCAAUAGGUACCUCCAUGCGAGUUGAUCAUCUGUCAGAGGGACACGACUAUCAAUUUAGGGUCAAAGCAGUCAACAAAGAAGGAGAAUCUGCUCCACUAAUGACAACUGAACCUAUUACUGCUAAGGAUCCAUUUACAAAACCAGACAGACCUGGAGUUCCACAAGCUACAGAUUGGGACAAAGACCACGUGGAUCUUGAAUGGACUCCACCUAAGAAAGACGGCGGAGCACCAAUCAGUGAAUAUAUCAUUGAAAAAAGACCUAGGCAUGGAACUUGGGAAAGAGCCUGUGAGGUUCCUGGUAAUACUACCAAAGCUACAGUACCUAAUUUAGUCGAAGGAGAAGAGUACGAAUUCAGAGUAAUCGCUGUCAACAAAGGAGGACACAGUGAUCCUAGUGAAGCUAGUCUUCCAGUCAUUGCCAAACCUAGAUUCCAGGCUCCAACAUUCAACAAGAAUCUACUUGAAGAUAUUACUGUUAAGGCUGGACAACGCUUUGGAUGGACCAUUCCAAUUGAAGCAUCUCCCAAGCCUACAGCUAAGUGGACCUGUAAUGGCAAAGAAAUAAAAUCAAGUGACAGAAUUGAUAUGGCCGUAUACAACAACAAAGUUUCCUUCGAUACUUCUUCAUCUGUAAGAUCAGAUGCUGGAAGAUACACAUUAACCCUCACUAAUGAUUUGGGUAGCUUUUCUGCUUCAGCACAAGUUACUGUAAUAGACAGGCCUAGUCCACCACAACCUCCACUAGAUGUCAGCAGUGUUACUAAAGAUAGUGCAAGACUCAGUUGGAAGAUACCUUUGGAUGACGGUGGAUCUCCUAUUUUGCAUUACAUUGUGGAAAAAAUGGACGUAUCACGUGGUACCUGGUCAGAUGCAGGAAUGGCUACUAUUACGUCUCAUGAUAUUACAAGAUUAAUUCACCGAAAAGAAUAUUACUUCAGAGUUAAAGCUGUUAAUGCUGUCGGUGAAUCAGAACCACUUGAAACACCAAAAAGUAUUAUCGCCAAAAAUGAAUUUGAUGAACCAAGUGCACCUGGUAAACCAGCCGUUACCGACUGGGACAAAGAUCAUGUCGACCUGGAAUGGAAUCCACCCAAGAGCGAUGGUGGAUCCCCCAUCACAGGAUACAUUAUCCAAAAGAAAGAAAAGGGAAGUCCAUAUUGGACCAACGCUGUACAUGUACCAGCAAGUAAAAAUAAUGCUACAGUACCUGACUUAACAGAAGGACAAGAAUAUGAGUUUAGAGUUAUUGCCACCAACACUGCCGGUCAGAGCGAACCCUCUGAACCAUCUGAUUUAGUCACAGCUAAAGCCAGAUUCUUGGCACCCAAAAUUAAGACGCCCCUUAAUGACAUACGCAUUAAAGCUGGACUUAUUUUACAUAUCGAUGUAGACUUUAUUGGGGAACCAUGCCCAGAGGUAACAUGGACUGUGGGAAGCAAACCAUUAUCUGCUAAUGAGCGUACUACUGUAACAUCAAUUGGAUACCAUACAACCAUUCAUACUGUUAAUGCCAAACGUACAGACAGUGGUUUGUAUCAUAUUUUGUUGAAGAACAGUUCUGGUAUUGACGAAGGGUCAUUCCAAGUUACAGUAUUGGAUCGCCCUGGUCCUCCACAGAAACCGAUAGAAUAUGAAGAAGUAACUGCCCAGAGUGUCACACUCUCUUGGAAGGCACCAAAGGACAAUGGUGGCAGCGAAAUAACUGGCUAUGUUAUCGAAAAACGAGACUUAACACAUGGUGGUGGAUGGGUACCCGCUGUCAACUAUGUGAACCCUAAAUAUCAGCAUGCCAUUGUACCAAGAUUGCUGGAAGGAACCAAAUAUGAAUUUAGAGUAUUUGCUGAAAAUAUGCAGGGUCGCUCAGAUCCAUUAGAAACUGACAAACCCAUUGUAGCCAAGAAUCAAUACGAUGUACCUGGAAAGCCAGGCAAACCCGAAUUAGUAGACAGUGAUAAGGAUCACAUUAAGAUCAAAUGGUCUGCUCCUAUUAGCAACGGAGGAUCUCCUAUUAUUGGUUACGAUAUCGAACGUCGUGACAGAGCUACUGGACGAUGGGUCAAAAUCAAUAAGGAACCCACUAGAAAUACAGAAUACUAUGACGAUAAAGUACAAGAAGGUCACCAAUAUGAAUACAGAGUAUCUGCAGUCAAUGCUGCUGGUAAUGGUAAGCCAAGCGAUGCUUCUAAUACAUUUACGGCUAAACCUAUGAAAGAGAAACCCAAAUUGUGGCUUGAUGGUAUCAUUGGACGCAAGAUCAAGGUCCGUGCUGGAGAGCCUAUUAACAUUAAUAUUCCAUUAUCUGGAGCACCGGCACCAAAAUGCGAAUGGAGCAAAAACAAGAUUACUGUACCAGAGUCCAACAGAGUAUACACUGAAACCAACAGUGAACACACCAGACUUCGUGUGGAAGUAUCAAAUAGAGAUGAUACUGGUACUUACACCAUUAAAGCAUCUAACGAAUAUGGUACAGAUGAGGCAGAUAUUCAAGUAGUUGUUGUAGAUAAACCUGGAAUGCCUAAAGGUCCACUACAAUAUACUUCAACAACGCAAGAUACAAUCUCACUGUCGUGGAAUCCACCUGAUGACGAUGGAGGUGGUGAUUUAACUGGCUACAUUGUCGAAGUAAGCGAAUAUGGAACUGACAGCUGGCGCCCAUGCCCAGGAUUCUGUCCAAGACCUUCAUUUACAGCUCGAGGUUUAACGGAAGGAAAGAAAUACGUAUUUAGGGUUCGUGCUGAAAAUAUAUACGGUGUGUCAGAACCAUUAGAAGGUAAACCAGUCAUCGCCAAGAGUCCAUUCGAUCCUCCAGGAGCACCCAGUAGACCACAAGUUACUGGUUAUUCAGCCUCCUCUUGUUCCCUUAAGUGGAAUCCUCCAACAUCUACUGGUGGAAAGCCUAUUACUGGCUAUUAUGUCGAAAAACGCGAAAGAGGUGGAGACUGGGUCAAAGUUAACACUUACCCUACACCAAAUACUCAAUAUACUGUACAAGACUUAAGAGAAGGCAACAAAUAUGAAUUCCGUGUUGUUGCUGUCAACGAAGCAGGUCCUGGUGAACCUAGUGAACCAACUGAACCAAUCAUUGCUCAAACUCAACGAUUUGUACCUGAUGCUCCUGAACCACCUAAAGCUGACCGUAUUACCAAAGAUAGUGUUACACUAUCUUGGAGGCCACCAAGAAAUGAUGGUGGAUCUAAAAUAAGGGGCUACGUUGUACAAAAACGGCCUAUUGAUUCUGAUAAAUGGACAGAUGUAAAUGCCACUCCAGUUAAUGACACUGUAUAUACAGUUCCUAACUUAAACGAAGGUGAAACAUAUCAAUUCAGACUCAUUGCUGUUAAUGAUGUAGGUAGAUCUGAACCUAGUAAACCAAGCAGCAAUAUUAAAGUGGAAGAACAACCUAACAAACCUCGCAUGGACCUGGGAGGUGUUCGUGAUAUCACCGUUAGAGCUGGUGAAGAUUUCAGUAUUCAUGUACCAUACGUUGGUUUCCCUAAACCUACAGCUUCAUGGUUUGCUAAUGAUAAACUUCUUGAUGAAUCUGAUACAAGAGUAUUCCCACAAUUAGCCGACGAUUACGCUAGUAUUAUUGUUAAGAAUUCGAAGAGAUCAGAUAGCGGUCAGUAUAGAUUGCAAUUAAAGAAUCCAUCUGGUUUCGACACCGCCACAAUAAACGUGAAAGUAUUAGAUAGGCCUGGCAAACCUGAAAAUCUUAGAGCUGAUGAAUUUGCUGGAGACGCUCUCACACUUUAUUGGCAACCACCUAAAGAUAAUGGUGGUGCUGAUAUCACCAAUUACAUUAUUGAAAAGAAAGAAGCCAAAUCACAAACAUGGUCUAAGGUGAGCAGUUAUGUAACUGUUCCAUUUGUUAGAAUACGAAAUCUUACACUUGGUAAAGAUUAUGACUUCAGAGUUAUUGCUGAAAAUCAAUACGGACAAUCUGAGCCAGCUGUAACUUCAGAACCAAUUAAAGCAAGACAUCCAUUUGAUCCUCCAGGAGCACCUGGAGCACCAAGAGGUAUUGAAACCACUGAAGAUUCUAUUACUAUUACUUGGGCCAAGCCCAGACAUGAUGGUGGUUCACCCAUUACAGGCUAUGUAGUCGAAAAACGAUUGAUUACUGAAGAUAAAUGGACGAAAGCUUGCCACGCUCAAGUACCUGAUACAACUCUUAAAGUUAUUAACUUAAUUGAAAAUCAUGAAUACGAAUUUAGAGUAGCUGCCUUAAAUGCUGCCGGACAAGGACCUUGGAGUUCUGCUUCUGACGCCAUAUGUGCUAGAGCUGCUCCAAGUGCACCAAAGAUCACUUCAGAUUUGAGUAUACGAGACAUGAUUGUCAUUGCUGGCGAAGAACUAAAGAUCACAGUUCCAUUUACUGCUACACCUAAACCCAAAGCAUCUUGGUCCAUUAAUGGAGAUGAUGUUAUAGCUGACACCAGAAUUAAAAUGGAAACUACAGAUAUUACUUCUGUAUUCGUAAAUAAAUCAGCUAAACGAUCAGACACAGGUAGUUAUACUAUUAAACUGACGAAUUCAGAAGGUUCAGAUUCUGCAUCUUGCAGAGUUUUAGUAGUAGACAGACCAUUACCACCUCAAGGUCCACUUGAUAUUUCAGAUGUUACACCUGAUAACUGUUCUCUUGCAUGGAGACCACCAACAGAUGACGGUGGUUCACCGAUCACCAACUAUAUUGUAGAAAAACUUGACACCAAUGGUAUUUGGGUUAAAGUCAGCAGUUUCGUACGCAAUACUCACUACGAUGUAAUGAGCUUAGAACCAAAUAGGAAAUACAGUUUUAGAAUCAGAGCUGAAAACCAGUAUGGUAUUAGUGAACCUUUGGAAAGCACAGAACCAGUUACAGCUAAAUAUCCAUUCACAGUUCCAGAUGCACCUGGUGCACCUAGAGUAACUGACUGGGAUUCAUCAACAAUAUAUCUUUCAUGGGAUAAACCUAAUAACGAUGGAGGCUCACGUAUACAAGGAUAUAAACUGGAGUAUAGAGAUAUCGCCCACGAUACCCAUUGGCAGAGUGCAAGCACUUAUCUCAUUAAAGAUACACACUUCGAUCUGUUCAACCUAACAAGCGGACAUGAAUACGAAUUUAGAGUCCGCGCAAAGAACGCUGCUGGUUUUGGUAAACCAUCAGCCUCUUCAGCUACAUUCAAACUUAAAGGUAAAUAUAACGUACCAGCUCCUCCACGCAAUCCUAAAGUCAUUAACGUCGGUAAAGGUUACGUUGAUCUUACUUGGGAACCACCAACUACUGAUGGAGGUUCUAGGAUAACAGGAUAUAUCAUUGAAAAGAGAGAAAUUGGAUCUCCCUUAUGGACUAAAUGCAAUGAUUACAACGUUACUGACACCAACUACACAGUUUUGAACCUUAUGGACAAAUCAGAAUACGAGUUUAGAAUUUACGCUGUCAAUUCAGCUGGUAAGAGUGAGCCUAGUAACUGCACUACACCUGUUAGGGUAUGUGAAGUUCUUGGAGGCGAAAAACCAGACUGGCUGCGUCGUCUUAAUAACACAUCUGCACCACUUGGAAAAUCAGUUACGCUUGAAUGUGAGGCAUCGGGUAAACCUGAGCCAGCUUUUAGAUGGAUUAAAAAUGGACGUGAAAUUAAAAUUGGUGGUAGAUUUAGAACUGAAGUUAAAGGAGGCACUGCAUUCCUUCACAUAUCUGAUCUCCUUGGAAUUGAUGAAGGUGAUUACACUUGCGAAGCUAGUAAUACUCUGGGAGCUGUCACAACUACAGCCCGUCUGAAGAUUGGAACACCACCAAGAAUUGAACGUAUUCCAGAUGCCCUAUAUUUGGCCGAAGGUGACAAUACGAAGAUUAAAAUCUAUUACUCUGGAGACCAACCACUUGAUGUUACUUUGUCUAAAAAUGGACAAAAUGUUGAUGACUCCACUCAUAUUAGAUACACAGUAUUCGACGAUUACAUUAUCAUAUUUAUUAAAGAUAUUAACAAAAACGAUGCUGGCAAUUAUAACUUAACUGUCAAAAAUGAUAGUGGAAGUGCAUCUGGUAACUUUGCAGUAUACAUCACAGGUUUACCUGGACCACCAACUGGACCUUUGGAAACUACAGAGAUUACGAAACAUACUUGCAGACUCGCUUGGAAACCUCCAAGCUACGAUGGUGGCUUAAGAGUUACUCACUAUGUUGUUGAAAGAAAAGAUGUUUUGGGAACCCACUGGAUCACUGUUUCUAGCUCUUGUAAGGAUACUAACUUCACUGUACAAGGACUGACUGAAGGACAAGAAUAUCUGUUUAGAAUAUUGGCUGUUAAUGACAACGGUGCAGGACCACCGCUUGAUGGAGUUAAUCCAAUCAAAGCCAGAGCUCCAUUCGAUCCACCAGGACCACCUGGAAUACCUAAAGUCACACAAGUUGGUGGAGACUUUGUUAAUCUUGAAUGGGCUAAACCUGAAAAUGAUGGAGGAGCUCGCGUUCAAGGUUACUGGAUCGAUAAAUGUGAAGUUGGAAGCUCAACAUGGCAACGUGUCAAUGUUUCCAUAUGCUUACCAACACAGAUUAAUAUUCCAAAUCUCAUUGAAGGUCGUCAAUACGAGUUCCGAGUAUUCGCUCAAAAUGUAGCUGGCAUUUCACCACCCUCUAGUGCAUCCAACAGUGUAGAAAUUAAAGAUCCGCUUGCUGCUACACCUCCAGAAAUUAUCAAACCACUUAGAAACGCCCAAUGCAUUCAAAACCACAAUGCCAAAUUUGAAUGUACCAUCACUGGAAAUCCAGCUCCUCAUAUUACAUGGUACAAAGGUGCUAGAGAAAUUACAAGUGGUUCAAGGUAUCACAUUUACAGUGAAGGAGAAGUACAUCAUCUUGUUAUACAUGACGUAUUUGGUGAAGAUGCUGAUGAAUAUGUCUGUAGAGCAUCCAAUAAAGCUGGUGUAAAAUCUACACGUGCAGAAUUGUUAAUUAUGACUGCUCCAAAAUUGAACAUUCCUCCACGCUUCCGUGACUCGGCCUACUUUGACAAAGGUGAAAAUGUUGUUAUUAAGAUUCCAUUCACUGGUUUCCCAAGACCGAAGAUAACAUGGGUCAGAGAAGGCGAAGUAAUUGAAUCAGGAGGACAUUAUCACGUCGAAGUUAAAGACAGACAUGCCAUUCUUACCAUUAGAGAUGCAAGUAAAUUAGAUAGUGGACCUUACAGAAUAACAGCAGAGAACGAACUUGGACAAGAUACUGCUAUUAUUAAGAUUCAAAUAGCUGAUCGUCCAGAUCCACCACGUUUCCCUGCAGCUGAUAAUAUUGGUCACGACAAUUUGGCACUCACCUGGAAAGCACCUGUAUGGGACGGUGGUAGCAAUAUCACAAACUAUCUUGUAGAAAGACGUGAACAUCCAUUAUCUACAUGGAUAAGAGUAGGAAACACAAGACUGACCACAAUAGCAGUAAAUGGACUAACACCUGGACAUCAAUACGAAUUCAGAGUAUAUGCUGAGAACAUAUAUGGUCGUUCCGAUGCUUCAGACCUCAGCAGUAUUAUAACCAUGAAAGAUACCAUUAAAAAGAAGGUUGAAAAGAGGAAGUAUGAAGUUGACGAAAAUGGAAAGAAAAAACGUGAAUCCCAUACAGAAGCAGUUACGGAUUAUGAUAAAUACGUAUUUGACAUUUACUCUAAAUUUGUCCCACAACCAGUUGAAAUCAAGACUAAAUCAGUAUAUGAUGACUAUGAUGUUCUUGAAGAAAUCGGCACUGGAGCCUUUGGUGUCGUACAUCGUUGUCGUGAACGUAAGACUGGAAACAUAUUCGCCGCCAAAUUCAUUCCAGUAUCACACGCAAUGGAGAAAGAGCUCAUAAGGAAAGAAAUCGAUAUCAUGAACCAAUUACACCAUCCUAAACUUAUUAAUCUUCACGAUGCAUUCGAAGAUGACGAUGAAAUGGUUCUUAUUUAUGAAUUCCUAUCGGGCGGUGAGCUAUUCGAAAGAAUAACCGCAGAAGGCUACCAAAUGUCUGAAGCUGAAGUUAUCAAUUACAUGAGACAAAUUUGUGAAGCUAUCAAACACAUGCACGAAAGAAAUAUUAUUCACCUAGAUAUCAAACCUGAGAAUAUUAUGUGCCAGACUCGAAAGAGCACCAAUAUUAAACUCAUCGAUUUUGGAUUAGCAACUAAACUUGAUCCAAAUGAAAUUGUGAAGAUUUCAACAGGUACCGCAGAAUUCGCAGCACCUGAAAUCGUUGAAAGAGAACCUGUAGGAUUCUAUACUGAUAUGUGGGCUGUAGGUGUAUUAGGUUAUGUCCUACUAAGUGGAUUGUCGCCAUUUGCUGGGGAAAACGACAUUGAAACACUAAAGAAUGUUAAGGCUUGUGACUGGGACUUCGACGAAGAAGCAUUCACUAAUGUUUCUGAAGAAGGAAAAGAUUUUAUCCGAAGACUAUUACUUAAAAACAAAGAGAAACGUAUGACAGCUCAAGAAUGUUUGUUACAUUCAUGGCUCAGUGGAGACCACGCCGAUAGAACUGAAGUUAUUGACCGAUCCAGAUAUAUCCGUAUGCGUGACAAGAUCCGUUCUAAAUAUGAUGCUUGGGAUUCAUUUGCUCUACCAAUUGGAAGACUUUCAGAGUACUCAUCUCUAAGAAAACUAUUAAUAGACAAAUAUAAAAUACACGAUGCUUACUUUGACCGCAGACAGGCAGCACCCAGAUUCGUCAUUAAACCACAAAGUGCGUUCUGCUAUGAAGGACAAAGUGUUAAAUUCUAUUGUAGAGUUAUUGGUGUUGCUGCUGCAACAGUCAGUUGGUAUCACAAUAACGUAGAAUUGAGACAGAGCGUUAAAUUUAUGAAGCGAUAUGCUGGAGAUGACUAUUACUUUGUGAUAAACAGAGCAAGGCUGCAAGAUAGAGGAGAGUAUAUCAUUAGGGCUGAAAACCACUAUGGAGCUAGGGAAGAAGUAGUAUUCCUAAAUGUCCAACCAUUGCCUAAAGUUGUACCUGAAUACAAAUCAGAAGCACCAGUUAUUAGACGAAGAGAACCAUUACCAUACACGUUAUGGAGGGAAGAAAAAGAAUGUGCUCCAAGCUUUACUUUCUUGCUCCGACCACGUGUUAUGCAAGAGCGUGAUACUUGCAAACUGUUGUGUUGCUUAAGUGGUAAACCAUUCCCGACAGUCAAAUGGUAUAAGGACAAACGUGAGCUUAGUAAAUACGAAUAUUCUAUGUCUCACUCUGAUGGUGUAAUCACUAUGGAAAUCGUGGGAUGCAGACCUUCCGAUUCUGGAAAAUACUCCUGCGUUGCUACAAACGAACACGGCGUAGACGAAACAUCUUGUGUAGUUAUUGUAGAAGGACAAACCAGCACACCAGAACAACAAGAACUAGCCAACAAAUUACUCUAUUCAGGAGACAGGAAGUACAUUGAACAUCCUAUAAAGCCAGCUCCAAUUCCUGUAACUGUGCGAAAACCAAUACCCUCAUCAAAUCCUCACCCUCUACAACCGAAAUCUAACAAUCCUAGCACAAAUAGUUUAGCGCAUUCUUCAUCCACACUCAGUGUUGGAGAUGGAGACAAGAGGACGCCUAGGAAAUAUGGUAGAUUAGAUUCUACUGGAAGUCCAAAUAGAUCAAGAAGCGCAACUAAAGAAUUAGCACUGCCUGAUGACUCAACAAUGUACGCCCCACAAUUUACCAAAAAUCUCACAGACUUAACCAUCAAUGAUGGUGAAAGUCUAACCUUGACUGCACACGUAAAGGGAGAUCCAGAUCCUCAAAUUGUUUGGACCAAAAAUGGAAAAGCCUUGAGUUCCUCUGAAGUUGUUGACCUCAAAUACAAGAACGGAAUAGCGAAAUUACACAUAAAUGAAGUAUACCCUGAAGAUGAAGGAGAAUAUGUGUGCAGAGCAACCAACUCUGUAGGAACCUCUGAGACCAAAUGCAAACUAACCAUUAAACCAAUGGCCAAUGCCACCAACGGCAAGAAAAAAUCCUCAGAAGACAAACCCCCAAGAAUAGUAGACCAUUUGAAAUCAGCAUUUGUAGAAGACGGCAAGCCAGUAACCCUAUCUUGCCGCAUAAUAGGAGCUAACAAAUUUGAUGUAGUCUGGUUACACAACAAUAAAGAAAUCAAACCAUCCAAAGAUUUCCAAUAUACCAACGAAGCAAACAUUUACAAAUUAAUCAUUGCAGAAAUUUUCCCUGAAGAUUCUGGUGCAUACACUUGUGAAGCAUUCAACGACGCUGGAGAAAGCUUCAGCAGUUGUACACUAAAUGUUGUUGUUUCAGGGGAACAGCCCAAGAGUCCCGUUUUCAAAACAUUCCCGAUUUCCGCCACGGUAUCUGAAGGUGAAUCAGCAACCUUCGUAGCUGAGACCGAAGACGAACCAUUACAGAUAAACUGGUUGAAAGAUGGAAAAGCCAUAAAAGAAAGCAGCGCCAAAUAUAACUUUACCGCUGACGGAAAACGCUACACAUUACAAAUCUUGUCUUGUAAUUCCAACGAUAUUGGACAAUACCAAGCUAAAGCAAUUGGAAAGAAGGGAGAAACAUUCGCGGCCUUCUCACUCAACGUAGUACCACCUAGUGAAGUCUAGAAAUACUUUGAUUGCGCCAUCAAAACGCUGACUAACGAACGACUUGCUCCAAAAUUGUAUUGACGUAUAUAAACUAGUAUAUGUAAAAUUAUAUAUUUUUAAUUAAGUGUUUUAUAUGAAUCUUUGGUUGUUAAUUACUCCGUUUUGUACAUUCAUUACCAUCGGCAUCCUCUACUUGUAACAUCUACCCUUUUGGUAAAGACUUUACAAAUGAGUAAUUACCAACAACUUCUUGCAACAUCAAGCGAUAUAUUAUUUCAAGCGACAAAUCUCAUGCGACAUAUUUUAUUUCAUGUUGUUUAUUUUCGAUAGGAGCAGAAUUAUUAUCGAUUUUUUAUUUUACUGGUAUGAUAUGAGAACAUUUAUUUUAUUUAGUGUGAAAGAGCUUAGCCAUUUUUUCAUCAAACCAUCUUUAUUAAUUAUUUAAGUCUCAUAAAAACGAACAUGUUGCUUUUGCAAUGCCCAAUCAAAAUUGUACCAUAUUAUGUUAACAAGAAAAAAUAAAUAUUAUUUUUUAAAAA
Molecule: messenger RNA, 27994 nt
Organism: Diabrotica virgifera virgifera (western corn rootworm)
Lineage: Eukaryota; Metazoa; Arthropoda; Insecta; Coleoptera; Chrysomelidae
Gene: bent
Product: twitchin
Exons: 60
Coding region: 258-27473 (9071 amino acids)
Biological process (GO): protein phosphorylation
Molecular function (GO): ATP binding; protein binding; protein kinase activity
Source: RefSeq, a predicted model, not a curated record